Plasmodium knowlesi strain H is the source of this 1884-nucleotide messenger RNA. Its product is annotated as KIR protein. Lineage: Eukaryota; Apicomplexa; Aconoidasida; Haemosporida; Plasmodiidae. The record is from RefSeq and is a predicted model, not a curated record. The transcript has 5 exons. The coding region runs from base 1 to 1884 and encodes 627 amino acids.
AUGGUAAAGGCGACGACAAGCACGGAUGCAUUACCAUCCCAAAAAAUAUACGAUGAAUUAAUUAGUAAGAGAAAUUGUCCAGUUACUAGCGAUGAGAAGAAAUGCUGCCGUGACGUGAAGGGGGAUGAUUUGGAGUCUGCGUUGCGAAUAUACAAAUAUAUUGGUCAGGACCUUGCCCCUAAAAUUACAGCAGCAUGGCAUCAUGCUUCCAACAAGGGAAUGGAUCACCUGUCCUUUGGGGACCGCUGUAUGUUCUUAUAUUUCUGGACAGGUAGUCAAAUAAAGAAUAAUGUUUUUAAUGGGGGGACCACAUUACAGACUGCUAUGCGUGACGUUUAUGUCCAACUGAAUAAGUUCAAUUGUAGUAACGGGUGCAAGCUUUCUUACGAUGAUAUUAGUAGUUUGAACAUUUUCAAUUGGGCAAAACUAUUAUGGGAUUAUUAUUAUGACUACAAAUACUUGAGGAUCCAGACGGGGGGUAAUAAGGAUUCCCUGUGUGUAAAAUUAAAGGCGAAAUUGCCUGGAGCUCGAGAUGCACACUCGAAUUUAAAGGGGAAUUGCCACAGUGGUUCAUAUUGUGACAAAUUUAAAGCAGAACAGUCAAAUACUAAUUUGGAGUUUGCCGCACCACAGCAAUUAAAGUGCCAAGGCGAUGAGGAAACUAUUACUGAGGAAGUAAUAGAGACGGUCACUAGCCCACCAGAUUUAAUGAGGAAUAAAUUAGGAGAAUUGCCCUCAAGAUUGUUGUAUGAAAAAUUCGAGAAGGAGGGGCAGAGAACGUGUAAUCAUGGAUCGAUAGAGAACAUAAGAGGCCAACUGGAGACUGCAUUAAGUCAGUACAAUAUGAAGGAGUACGCUGAUAGAAUUUUAUAUGCCUGGUGUUAUGUAAAUCAAGGGACUGAGGACAGUGAUGCAUGGCGUACGGGGCGUUUCAGUUUGUUCUAUUCUUUCGUGGGAGAUUUACUGUUCAACCAUGCAGGGAGUAGUGACAAAUUUUCUCUCCCUAUGAAUCAAAUUUACGAUGCCCUAAAGAAAAUGCAUGAUGAUCAACCAUGUGGGGACAUGUGCAAGGACGUAUCCCUGAGUAAGGAGGAUGACACUUUUAGCCAUGUAAAAGCAUUAAAUGAAUACUUCUCGGAUUAUAAAACCCUCAAAAAUCACUUAGGUAUUAGUGGGAAUGGUGCUACUAUUAAGAAAAACUGUGAAAAAGCUUAUUACGACCACUUGUCUAACAUUAAAAAGGCAUGUAAUUCCAUAAGGCAAAAAUGUUCCCAGCCGGGUAAUAGUUCUGAUGGUUAUUGUAUGUGGUUCAAUGCAAAUAAGAAGCAUUACUGUGAAGAUGAGGAACUAUUAAAAUUAACAUGCAAAAAAGUGAUGUGGACCAAACCCAAUCCAAAUCCAAACCAAGCCGGUUCCUCCGGUUCUUUUUCUGAUGUCGAUUUACAGCAUAAUGGUCUCUCUGGUGGGGAAGGAAAAGGUGGUUCCGAUGGUGGUAGUAUUGUUGGUUCUGUGUCUGGUGGAAUUGCAACCAUAGCCUUACCAACAAUUGGUUUCCUUUUAUAUAAAUAUACUUCCCUAUUUGAUGGAAUAAAAAAAUCCCUCUUUGGUGGACUCAGUAAUACCGGAGGAAGGAGUAGGGGAAGAGGAAGAAGAUCUACCAUUGGACGUCAACACUUUGACGACACUUUCACAGAGAAUGAUUAUUCCACACUAGGAGAUGAUGGUUCCACCACCCUAGGUGGUGGUGGUGGAUCAUCCACCUUAGGUGGUAGCUCCACCGAUAUUUCUACCAUCUAUAAUGAAUCACCUCGUCGACCAACCGGAAGAACACGGACAAGAACAAAUAAUGGAAGACCAGGGAAUAUACGUUAUUAUGCUACGUAA